Messenger RNA from Seriola dumerili (greater amberjack), 604 nucleotides. Its product is annotated as apolipoprotein B-100-like. The transcript is spliced from 4 exons. NCBI's taxonomy places the organism in Eukaryota, Metazoa, Chordata, Actinopteri, Carangiformes, Carangidae. Gene Ontology annotation, molecular function: cholesterol transfer activity; low-density lipoprotein particle receptor binding. Gene Ontology annotation, cellular component: mature chylomicron; very-low-density lipoprotein particle; low-density lipoprotein particle. The annotation marks the transcript as partial. The record is from RefSeq and is a predicted model, not a curated record. Gene Ontology annotation, biological process: cholesterol homeostasis; triglyceride mobilization; cholesterol transport.
CCUGGUGGCAGUAACUGGAUCAGAGGUGAGGACCAUUCCCCCUAUGGUGAUGGACAAGGUGGAUGUUAAUGAGUGCACUCCCGUCUUCGCUGGAAUGAAAUAUUGCACAGCUCUGCAGUACAUUGAUGCUUUCUCUCAAGAGACAGCCCCCUACUUCCCCUUCACUGGAGACAGCAAAUUUGCUAUGGAGCUCCACCCUACUGGUGAAGUCACUGAGUACACAGCCACUGUUGCCUACGAGCUCCUCAGGGAGGGAGACGAGGGACGGCAGAAGGUUGACUCUGUGAAGUUCAUUCUGAGGGCUGAAGGUGUAGAUCCCACUGAAGCCAGGGCAAUCAUGAAAUAUAACAGAAGGAAGAAUGUGAUCACUGCUGACAUCCAGAUCCCUGACUACGAUGUGGAGGCUGGACUCAGGCUGGGUGUUGUUGAUGGAAACACCAAGGAUUCCAAGGAGAUUGAGGUUGAGUUCAAGUCUAAUGUGAACACUGAGACCACCAUCUUGCCAAACGCUGAAAUAUUUCAGAAUUAUGGCAACGAGCUUCUUGACAUGCAGGUUGGGCAGACCGACAUGAAAGUCCGUCACAUCUUCAAGAAGUUUGUGGAG